Molecule: messenger RNA, 4926 nt
Organism: Pestalotiopsis fici W106-1
Lineage: Eukaryota; Fungi; Ascomycota; Sordariomycetes; Amphisphaeriales; Sporocadaceae
Exons: 13
Coding region: 1-4926 (1641 amino acids)
Molecular function (GO): ATP binding; ATP hydrolysis activity
Source: RefSeq, a predicted model, not a curated record
AUGGACCAUCCGCAAUCAGGCGCGAUCCAUGUCGCUGCGGCCCCCGAGGCAUCGUCAGGAGAAUCCAAGGUGGCCUGGAGUGUCUCAGAAAGCUACAAGUCCGGCACUCGGAUUGUAUCUCUUGGAAACGACAUGACCAGGAGAGUCGAAGGGAGAUUACUGACUGUCCACUCUGCGCCUCUGUCCAGCUUGAUUCGAAAUAUCAUCAAAGUCUACCCUGGCCAAAAGUUGACUGGCAGCACUCUUGUCUUUCAAGAACCAUACGCAGCCCUCAUGCAUCACAUGCCAGAUCUCGAAGCAUCUUACACGGACUUUAAAUCGCAAGGAGAAGAACACCCAGCAGAUGACUCUCAAUUGAGCCAUGCUUUUGCUGCACUUCUAGACUUCCUUCGCCCAGCGUAUCAAGAAUGCUACGUCCCAGCACAAGAGCGGCUAUCACAAGACCAACCAACAGUCACGUUUGAUGAUUUAUGGGUUCUCUACAGACCCAACUCGCUUGCGUAUGCAAAAGUAGACGAACACUGGAUUGGUUGUAGAAUCGGAGCAACCACAAAGUGGGUCGCAGACCCCCAGGAGAGAAUGCCCACGGAAUGGCAGGUAGGAAUAUGGCUUCUGCAGACCGAUUCCACGACCGGAGAAAUAGGCUGCGCUACACGAACCUACAGAAUCCUCGACUUUGACGGCGAAAUAAGUCCCACAGAGCUUGAAAUUGUACCAUGCCAAUCCUUUGAUAAAACUGAUGGCGGGGUAAGAAGAAGACGUUUUGAGGAACGCGGCCAGAAGAUCCUGGAUAUCUUAUGGGGACCCUCAAGGCAAUUCAGGCAUAAUGGAGAGGCUUUACAUCCACAAAAUCAUCACGAGGGUGAUGUGUUGAUAUCUGGCACAUUUGUUGUGGGCUCGAGUGUGAAGUGCAACUGGUUAUUCAAAUGGGCUGAACCUUGGCAUUUCCUCACAAAGGACAAUCCUGCGUACCGCGUAUUGGAGCGGAAAAUUGAUCCCAAGAGAGAUAGCCGCGAUACCUUUACCGGAACCAUGCGUUUCAUGCUUUCUCCAUGCCUGAAUGCAUUGGCUUUAUGGGGAGCCACAUUGCAUUUGGUGCACGUGGAUUGCCUCAAGCCUUCGAGCUUUCCCGAUAUCAUGCCUGAGCCAGUUCUUCAUGAUAAUCAGCUGCUUGAUCUCAUUCACCUUGCAGAAUGGCAUGGAGCAGAGGGGUCAAUAUUGAGACAAGGCCACGGUGAUACCGUAGGCAAUGGCGUUAUUGUUUCCCUGACAGGCGGUCCUGGAGUCGGCAAACGAUAUACUGCCAAUUACGUUUCCUGGAAGACAAAGCGUCCUUUGAUCACGAUUCAAAUGUAUGAAUCCGAUGAAAACACGAACUUGAAACAUUUGGGGCGCUAUUUGCCUCGAGUAAGCAAGAUACACAAUGCCAUGGUUCUAUACAAACGUAUGACUGAUAUGCAUUACACCGGAACGUUCAAAGCUCCUUGGUCCUUCCUACGCCAAUUAGACACCAUGGUAUUCUUCAGUUCACACGGUACGCAAAGCGUUCCUUUCUCGUCUAUCCAGAAUCUUGUCCACAUGACCAUUUCCUUCAGUCAACUUGACCACAAGAGGCAAAAAAGGCUAUGGCGAAACAUGACAGAUAUCUACCACACUCGACGGGGCAUGGAUUCUAUCAUAGCCUUCGAUAGAAGCGCCUCGAGUUUCUUGAGUUCAGACGAUAUGCCCGAAGUCAAUUGGAACGGCCACGAUAUCGACAAGUGUCUUCAAGCAGCCAUAGCAUGUGCGCAAGCUGCUGGAAACCCUAGUGACCCCAAUCAGAACGGGAACUCGAUUGUGGUCGGUGUUGAGCAUUUAAAACAAGCAAUGAACAUGACCUUUGCAAAUCGACUCCAAGACUACGACAGUUCAGACGAUGAUGUGCCGGAAUUUGGUCGCUUCCACAAGUACAAUGAGUUGUCCGAUGAUGAGUCACCGCCUUCAUUGCUAGAAAAGGAGAAGAGAAGGGCGAACUUUGGUCGCAGCAAAGCUCAUAGGCGCAACCUGUGCAUCGCCGAGCUAAAUCGGGUUGAGUGGGCCACAUUCAAGACGUUAGGCGCAACUGAGCUGUUCAGAAGCAAAAGUUUCCACGCCAUUGAUGUACUUGUUGGAGAGCCUCAGAUCUGGCGUGAGCCUUUCAGCCUACUAGGCCAGAAGCAUCGCAUUCCUGUUCGGGGCACAGCACCUCAACUUCUAGCCCCCGAUACAAAGAUACCGCAAAACACAACCGAUGCAGCGGCUAGUGCGGCAUUGCCAGAGAGGAUUCGCAUCAACUCGCUGGCCAUCAUCAAAGCCUUUUCGGAACUUCAUAUCGACGACUCAUCAAACUUGCGGGGUUCUUUUCUGCUGUUCCGUCCGUACAAGGUGCUUUCAUACUAUGAAAAGGAAUUGCGCAACUGGACAGAGAGGUUGGAGGAUAAAGUCAAAGAAGAUCACCAGCACUCUGAACGGGUAGACGAAGGUCAGAAUGGUCUGCAAGCUGACGUCGCAGAAAUGAAAUGCUUGUUGUCAUUCAUUGACACCUACUUGAAGGAAAGACAAGAAAAAAUACAGAAAGCCCUAAUUCAUUCGGUUUCUUUUGAUGAUCUUUGGUUCCUAUUCAAACCAGGAGAUACGGUCGUGCGAAACGACGUACCACAAGCAUAUCGGGUCGUGCGCGUUGCCACGACCCGUCACCGCAUCAAAGAGGACAACAACACCAGUCUGUCGUUUUUCAGAGAUGAUGCCCUUAUGGAAUUUGAUCAAGGGCAUAUAUUCAUUCAAUGCGUCUACAUUGACUUCAAUGGUCAGUUGCUAGGUCCUGUUGUGGAUAUUGUCCCCAUUCCUCAUUUCAAGGGGGAAAAAGCAAUUUCCUCACUCCCAGUCUAUCCCCUGGACUUCUGUGAUGAGCCCGGGAUCAAGAAGGAGUUCCUUUUAGCACGGGGGAAAGCAUUUGUCAAAGCUGGGAGCAUCAAGCAUAUGCACUACAGAGGUUUGACCCUUCCAGCAAUAGAAAGCUCCAAGUUGCGCGAUGAAGUCGACAGUCAAGUGGUAGUUGACUUUGAGGAAGCUUUCAAUCGCAUUCCAUCGUGGAUGCCCUCUGUGAAGAAGUCUGUUCUCGAGGAAUUUGAUGAUGAUGAUGAUGAUGAUUCUUCUUCUUCUUCGUCGUCGUCGUCGUCGUCAGACAAAGACCAGUGGAAGCCUGAGUUUUAUUACACGCAGAACACAUCGACUUGGAAGUGUAUUUCGGAUUGUUGCCAUCAGGAAAGUGUCUAUCAUGACGAGCCAAUCGAUGACAGGACAAGAAAUGACUACCUGGCUUCCCAAGCCAAUGAUAAUAGCACAUCGCCAUCAGUGGCCAUUGAGGCAAGAGCCUUGUCUGAUUUGAACGAUACGCUGAGAGACGACGACUUCUUGAUCAUGUCUUACCGAGUUUUUGGCUUCGUCCUCCGCAGCCGUAAAUGGUAUCAACUGGACUUGGCAGAUGCAUCACCGGCUGAAACCAACAGCGACGGGUUUGACCAGCUCGUAUUACCAGCAGGUCAUAAGGAUAUAAUCAUAUCAAUGAUGACAAAGCACUUCCGAGACAGAAAGUCACCAUCCUCACGUCACAUUCAGACGGAUAUCGUUCGAGGAAAGGGCAGGGGAUUGAUCAUGCUGUUACACGGAGUACCUGGUGUAGGGAAAACAUCCACUGCUGAAUGCCUUGCCGGCGUCUUUAAUCGGCCUUUGUUCCAAAUUACCAGCGGUGAUUUGGGCAUAACGGCAGCAGAUGUUGACAAAAAUCUCGAGGAGGAUUUCUCACUUGCCAAUAGAUGGAACUGCAUUUUGCUUAUUGACGAAGCAGAUGUAUUCCUGGCCCAACGAAACAAGGAAGACUUUGUUCAAAAUAGUCUUGUCGCAGUGUUCUUGAGAAUCAUGGAAUACUACUCUGGAGUUUUAUUCUUGACAACUAACCGGGUUGGUGUGUUUGAUGAGGCCUUUACCUCGCGCAUCCAUAUUAGUCUAUACUAUCCACCUUUGACCCGCUCACAAACACUUGAGAUCUUCAAGAAGAACUGGGAGAGAAUCCUGGCCCGCUCCAAGGAAGACAGUCGGCAGAUCGACAUCAAUCAGUCGGAAAUUACCGAGUUCGCCAUGGACUAUUUCGACAACAACAAGCAGGGCCGCUGGAACGGCCGACAGAUUCGCAAUGCUUUUCAAUCUGCCCUGGCCAUGGCCGAGUUCCAGAUCUUGGGCAUGGAGGGAGUGAAUGAGGAUGACAAUGUUGUUAGCGAUGACCAAAAACCAGUACAGACGGUUCAAUUGGGCAAAAGACACUUUGAAGACGUUGCCGCGGCAUACAAGAGCUUCAUAGACUACCUCAACAAUGUUUACGGUGCCGGCUCUGCUCGCCGUGCACGUGAAAACAUGUGGCGGUUCGAUCCCGAAGAUGAGAGUGCAUCGAAGCGGCCGUCUGCCUUGUCUCAAAGACUCAAGUUUACGAGAGAGCCGACGCCACAACCCCCGCGGAAUAUGGAACCGGGCUUGGGACCAUCGCAAUAUCACCGUGGCUAUGGACCGGAUUACGAAAUCCCGUCGAAUUACGGACCAAGGACUCCGCCACGCGGCGGAGGGUAUCCCGGUCCUCACGAAUAUCAGUAUCCACCGGCCGAUUUUCCUUCACGGAAUACUGGAAUGGAACAAGGUCUCUAUUCAAGUUACCCCAGGACAUCGGUACCCAGUGCCAACUACCCGUCAGCUCAUUCGCAAACAUAUGGACCUAGGAUCCAUCCAACAGCACAGCACGAGAUGCAGGCUGCUCCAUCGAGCUGGGCGGGCAGUAGCAGAGAUGUGCAGCCAGGAUUUUACCCUCAUCACCCCGGAGAGCAGACCCAGAGGACUGGCGGUGGGCAGGAAGGGCCUUGA